Molecule: messenger RNA, 1024 nt
Organism: Panicum hallii
Lineage: Eukaryota; Viridiplantae; Streptophyta; Magnoliopsida; Poales; Poaceae
Product: predicted GPI-anchored protein 58
Exons: 4
Coding region: 1-999 (332 amino acids)
Molecular function (GO): nucleic acid binding; zinc ion binding
Source: RefSeq, a predicted model, not a curated record
AUGACCCAGGGUACGAUGAGGGUGGAGGAGUACGAGCGUCACUUCACCAAGAUGAUGAGUUUGGUCAACCGCGCCAUAGCGGUGGAGAGAGAAAGAAUCGGCUGGGAGGACCGCCAGCGCGACAAGAAGAGGAAGACCGAGUACCAAACUCACGACAGGAGCUCCCGGAGGUCAUGGAAUGCACCAUCCUUCCCGCCCAGGAACAGCUUCCGUUCUGACUUCAGCCACCAGAACAGAGACUUCAGUGGCGGAAACGGCCAGUACUCAGGCAACAGAACCUUCGGAGGACAAUCGCAGGGAGGAGGAAGCUCCAACCGCCAGCAGCCAGUGCCAAAAGCCUCGACGCCAGCUACCCCGUUCGUUUGCUUCACCUGCAACAAGCCGGGUCACAAGUCUUACGAGUGCCCCGAGAAGAAGACCCCGACUCCAGCUCGCACGCCUGGCUCCGCCGGCAGGCCCGCUCAAGCUCCGCGCACCGCCGACCGCGGCCGACUGACCCACCUGACUGGGAGGGAGAACAAGGCUGCACCUAACGAUCUCGCGUCACCAGCCUGCGCCGCGCCCCGCCUGUCUCCGCUUCGCGACACGGGAGCGAAACCGUCGCGCCCCCGUGUCAGCCACCAACCCGCGAACCCUAACCCUAGCCCCGUGCCACAGCCGCAGCGGUGCCGCCACGCGUCCCGGCCCGGCCGUCGAGAACCCCGGCCGCAGCCGCUCCCGAACCCUAGCGCUCCCUAUAAAUCCGAGGCCGCUUCGCCCCAAACCCUAGAAGCCCCAGCCUCCCUUCCGCCGCCGCCACACGAAGAGGAGGAGGAGGAGGAGCCGGAGCUGCGCAAGGAGGAGAAGGCCGACGCCCCGGAGCUUCACCAGGCCGGCGCCCCGUACGACGACCCCAACGCCGCGGAUCUCCCUGCACGGCCUCGACCCACCGGCUCCAACCCGCCACCGCACCGAGCGCCAUCUCCCUCAGCCCCGCCGGACCCGUCCGCGAGGAGCUGACCGACGACCAGGACUACCCGGAGGC